UUAUCAGCUGGGGUAGCUGCCGAUCCUGAUUUGAGUUUUAUUCUUUUGCCAUCAAAAUUAGUAGAGCUGUGGUAGUUGCCACAGAAUGCAACGCCCACUUGUACAAGACAAAGCUUUUAACGUUCUCUGAUUUGUGUGAUUCUGUGGUGCCAACAGUUUUGGCAAUGGCUGCAGCAAAUCACAAACUUGCAGUUAUCAUCAAGAACCCAUUGGACAGGGAUGAAUUCCUCCUCAUAAAACAAACUCCACCUCCAAAAUUCAAUGACCCUGAAUAUGAUUCCUUUGUUGAUUCUGACCUCUGGGACUUGCCUUCUACUCAGUUAACUCCACUAUCAGAGCCUGAUCAACUAUUACAUUCAAAAAAAUCCAUAAAAACCCGUGAAUUUUCUUCCUCAGAUAAGAUUAAUUUAAGCGAAUUUGAUUUUAAUUCAGCUCUCAAUCAGGCAUUGGAGCAAGUAGGAUAUGGGUCAGCCAGGGAGGUAGAGUGGGAAUUCUGGAAGUGUCUAGAGGAGCCUGAUUUUGGGCCUGGUUUGCCUAUUAAGACAGUGUACAUUGUUGGAAAUUUAGGGUCUCAAGACGGGAAGCUGAAAGAGGUUUGCAAGUGGAUAAGAAUGGAGAAUUGCCUUGAAAUGCUUCUUGAAGUGAAGCCCAACAGUGAUCGUGUGGGACCAUUGGCUGUUCUUGGCCUCCUAAAUGACAUGGCACCAUCUGAAAGUUGGAAAGUUCCUCCUACCUCACAUUGUCAGGAGUACCCUCCAGGUCUGAAGCUUGUACCGAUGGGGAGUAGGACAGCGAAACCAUUUCGAACUACGAACUUGGUUAUCUUUGUGCCCGGAAAUAAAACUGACAGCUCUAGUAAUAAUAGCUUUAUCGCUUGUGGUGAUGCAUUAAUUGUAGACCCUGGAUGCAGCUCUGCUUUUCACAGAGAGCUUGAAGAAAUUAUUGCUGCUUUGCCAAAAAAGUUGGUUGUCUUCAUGACCCAUCACCAUCAUGACCAUGUCGAUGGUCUUUCUGUGGUUCAGAAGUGCAAUACUGGUGCUACCCUCUUGGCUCAUGAAAAUACUAUACGUCGAAUUGGAAAAGAUGAUUGGUCUCUUAGUCAUGUUGCUGUUUCUGGUUCUGAAGAGAUCUACAUUGGUGGUCAGCUACUGCGAAUCAUACAUGCACCAGGACACACAGAUGGCCAUAUGGCAUUGCUUCACGUCAGCACUAAUUCGUUGAUUGUUGGUGAUCAUUGCGUGGGGCAAGGAAGUGCCGUGUUGGAUGUGACAUCUGGUGGAAAUAUGACUGAAUAUUUCCGGACAACAUACCUAUUUAUGGAUCUCUCUCCACACAAUUUAAUUCCCAUGCACGGAAGAAUUAAUUUGUGGCCAAAACACAUGCUCUGUGGCUAUCUCAAGAAUCGAAGAAAUCGAGAGUCAACCAUCUUGAAAUCCAUAGAAGAUGGAGCCAAAACAUUGUUUGACAUUGUUUCCUACACUUAUGCUGAAGUUGAUCGCAGUUUUUGGAUUCCUGCUGCAUCAAAUGUGAAGCUACAUGUGGACCACCUUGCAGAGCAGGAUAAGUUACCAAAGGAAUUUUCGAUUCAGAGGUUCCAAAAUUCAUGUCGGCUUCAUUUUCUAUCCCGUUGGAUGUGGGCAUACUUAAGAAGUGGAAGCUUCCCAAUAAGGCAUUAUAUUGCAAGGACAGCAGAAAUUGUUGGGGCCGCAGCCAUUGUCGGUCUUGCUGCAAUGUAUUUUUCCAGGAACAAACUCGAUCAUAACUGACUAUUAUCACAUGACUCUGUCAUUUGCAUUCCUGGUAAAGUGAUAGAAAAAAUACUAGAUUACUUGCACAUUUUCCAUCUUAUACGAUAAACAGAAAUAGUGAAUAGAUGGCAAAUACUUGUCAUGUUACACUAGCUACAAAUGUAUUCUGUUUGGAGUUGCAUGAAGUACAGUAUUUGAACAGCUAAAGAAUUAGUACAUUGCCAUUUUAACAGCAGAAAGCAUAUUUACUACU
This is a messenger RNA of Coffea eugenioides, 2001 nucleotides long. RefSeq lists its product as uncharacterized. The record is from RefSeq and is a predicted model, not a curated record. The transcript is spliced from 12 exons. Gene Ontology annotation, cellular component: plastid. The coding region runs from base 165 to 1766 and encodes 533 amino acids. Lineage: Eukaryota; Viridiplantae; Streptophyta; Magnoliopsida; Gentianales; Rubiaceae.